UAAUAUAUUAGUAUAAAUUUGUAAACAUAUUUUGUAGAUGAAUAUUAUAAAUGAUGAUGACAUUGAAGGUUUCCUGCUUGAUAUUCCUAGUGAUGGUGAAAGUUUCUCUGGUGGUUCUGAACUAGAUGAUAGUGAUAAUGAUAAAACAUAUACGCCAAGAAACACUAUAUUACAUGUAUCAGCUAGUUCAAGUGAUUCAAAUGAUGAGGAGUAUUAUCAUAAUCAAUUACCUACACCCCCAGCUAACCCUCAAACCUCUAGAAAAUCUAGAACAAUUAGUAAGCCGAAUCAAGCAGUACCAUCAUUUGAACCUCCAUAUACACCUCCUUUAUGGGGAAAAUCAGAAUUAAUGCCUUCAGUUGAAUUAUUUUCUGAUGAUUUGCCUUGUGGACCAGCCGAAAUUUUUGAAGAGCUUGAAGAUAAAUCCCCUUAUAAUAUAUUUUGCCAAAUAUUUGAUAAAAACUUGAUUGAUCACAUAGUUUUUCAAACAAACCUGUAUGCUACACAGAUAGGAAAACCAUUUACACCUACUUAUGAUGGUGAAAUUAGAGUGUUUAUUGGGUUAAAUAUGUGCAUGAGUGUUAAACGUCUUCCAAGCUAUCGGGACUAUUGGUCUAGUGCACCAUAUUUACACGAUGAGUAUAUAUCAAGUAUGAUGAGUGUAAAAAGAUUUAGUUGGCUUCUAUCACACAUCCAUUUCAAUGACAAUCAACUUCUACCAAAACGUGGGGAAGCUAACUAUGACAAACUAUAUAAAAUUCGGCCAUUAUUGGAUUAUAUUGGUGUUAUAUGCCCACCACUAUAGAGACUAUAGAGACGCUUGUUUUACAUAAUAUAAUAACGCCUGUAUGUAGGCGUCUUAUCGCAGAUAUGUUCUUAUGCGUGACAAGACUAUAGUAUCGGUCCUGUCGGCAAUUUAGUCUUGAACCCGACUCAUUCGAGUUAAGUAGUGUGCUUGUAGUAUAAAUUAUAUUUCUUAAAACUAAUAAAGUAUAAUAUUCUCAUUUAAAUCUAAAA
Molecule: messenger RNA, 1017 nt
Organism: Myzus persicae (green peach aphid)
Lineage: Eukaryota; Metazoa; Arthropoda; Insecta; Hemiptera; Aphididae
Product: piggyBac transposable element-derived protein 2-like
Exons: 2
Coding region: 38-805 (255 amino acids)
Source: RefSeq, a predicted model, not a curated record